Messenger RNA from Amoebophrya sp. A25, 6657 nucleotides. Lineage: Eukaryota; Dinophyceae; Syndiniales; Amoebophryaceae. The record is from the annotation of a GenBank genome assembly.
CUCAUAGCGUAUUCAGUGAUUCUUUGACUCUACUCAGAAGCUAAAGCUAGCUUUGUCGUUAUCCAUCUGCGUCUUCUCUUUCAUAUUUGACCGAAAACAUACAUGACGAUGACAAGCAUUCAUCCACCUCACCCAAGAACUACAUCAUGAUCGCUACGAGUAAAGGUCCCUUCACUUCGUUGACGCAAUUCGACGUUACGAACGAGCUGUACCGGUCCGCUUGUGGAGUCGUUUUUUUAGCCAAAACGAAAGCACAUCUGGGCGAUAUACCCAAAGGGACACUCGUUGUGCUGAAAAAAAGACCCUAUUCACCAGCGGAGUUGGUGGAUAAGAAGAACGGGGGUAAGGUUUUUUUUAGUACCACUUGCUGGAAUCGGCUUGGAAUGACAAAGGUUUGCAUCCGAUGAAACAUGAUUUAUUUUGAAAUGAGGACCACGCGCAUUUUAGGUCUACAUUGACAUUAUGAAGGGCCCUUGUAGUUCUUUUUCUUGACAAGAAUGAACCAUUGUAAUUGUGCGGUCUUUCGACCACUCAGGUACCCACUAAUCCAACUCGCACACUACAGAUAGACCCCAGCAACAUGAUAAGCUUGGAGGAAAAGGGAAGAAAAAUUUGUUGGAGAACUUUUCUCUCUUGCACGAAUAUGGUCUCCUCAUGGAGUGUCGCGGACACCGAAACGUUAUCGAGUGCUAUGGAUAUUUUUUGUUAAGGUAGGCUCUUUUAGUUUUAGUAGUAGUACUAGCAGGUCUUCUAGGUCUAGUUCUAACUCAACUAGUACAACUUCUUUCUCCGACGUAUACUAUACGUAUUGCUAUCAUGUAUUUCUGAUUUUCCACUACACGGACUGCUAGUUCUAUCAGUAUCCGCUCUAUGUCUAUCAUCUAUCAUCUAUCUCUACAUCUUCCAACACUAGCACUAAUACUAAAAACUGCUUCUACUUCUAACCUCUGAAGACCGGCACUUAGUCCUUGUUAUCGAAUAUGCAAGCAAAGGCGAUUUGAACAAGGAAUUAGCGAUGCGCAGCAAGGGCAAGAAAGACUUUCGGGAAAGUGAGAUAUGUUAAGGCUGCCGCUGAAGCAUGUCCUUAGUAUCAUCAUCCUUGUCCGUCGGCCUCUUGUUUGAGGGGAUAAAAAGCGACUCAAGGAUGGGCUCAGGGGUGCGACGCGGUAGCUCUAAGUAUGGGACUUGUUUUUGCAGAUUCUAAACGGUCUCCGCUUCGUACACAGCAAGGGGAUCGUGCAUCGCGAUGUGAAAAGCUUGAAUUUAUGGUGGAGAUUUUUUAUCUCGAGGAUUCAAAGUUAUGUUGUUAAAGGUGGGUAGAUAAAGGGUGGAAAGUUGUUUUGAAGUUUUUUCCAUGCAUACGAUUUGUUAUUUCCAUGGUAGGUAGUCGACAACGGCAACUGCCAUCUUCGUCCUCCUCCGCCACCAAGAUUUAAAAACCUACCCACGAAGUCUCUAACUUCCGUCUUCCUUUCGAAAGAAGGGUAUUGCAAACUAGGCGACUUUGGAGUGAGUCGGAUGCUGGAAAGCGAUAAUGCUUUGCUGAGCAGCUUCUAUGGGACACCGCUGUACCUGUCACCUGAGAUCAUUUCCGGUAGCGGAUAUACGCAGAAAACAGACAUUUGGUCGCUUGGGGUGUUGCUGCUAUGGCUUGAGGGAUGUUGUUGUAGUCGAUGUGAUGAAGAUAUUGAACCUAAAAAUGGACGAAGGACCAUUCUCAAUCUAAAUCUCAAAAACAUGAACAAUAUCUAAAUGUGGUAUACAGAACGUGUGCGUGCUUGUGCUGAUGUAGAGCAGUUGUCUAUUAAGUAGUUCUUGUAGCUCAUCUUCUAUUAGUUAUCAUGGUAGACUUUAUUAUUUUCCAAGACAUUGACUUUGAACACCUGUCCCAACCUGUAUCUCUGCUCAUCGCCAUCUCACCCAACCUCCUCUAACUCUCUACGAGUGUGUCGCUGGUGGCGGGCGUAUGCCGUUUUCGGGCGGAAAUUUGCGUGAUGUGACGAAUGCAGUUUUAGGUGGGAGAUACAAAGCCCUAGCCCAUGCUUAAGGCUAGGUUUUCACUAUGUAUCUCAUUAUUUGGAUUUGAGAACAAUCUGUCAAAUACAUUUAUCCUUGUUAUACGACCUAUGUGGACUAUGCUGAGUGGAACUGGAGCCCCCCUUGAUCAUUCAAAGGAGAAAAUAGGGGGGAGAAAGGGAAAGAACCUGCUCAGACAGGCAUAGUGAAAAAGUAGCGCUAAAAUGCCGGUUUCCAGGAAAUCGUCAGAAUGUGUCUGCAAAAAGACCCUGUAAAAAGACCAAACGCAGAAGACCUCUACCAAUUCGUCAAGAGAAGAAUGGCACAGGCUAAGAGGAAGGCUGCUUCUAGGACGAGUGGUCCUGUACCGGAGGAGGAUGAGCAGGGGAAGAAGCAACUGCAACAGCUGCAAGAGAUGAACAUGAAGAACGAAGAAGAGUUUGGUAGAAAAAAUGGCGGUGCAAUAGCCAAUGAAAAUAAAGGGUCUGGGAAAGCGACAGGUAAAGGGAAUUAUAGAGCAGCGCAGAAAAACUCACAGGGUGGUCCUCCUUUUGAGGGAGAAAUACACUCUGGUCGAGCAUCACGACCACCAGCACUACCGCGUCGAUUUUCAUCGGCAGGUGUGCGUGGAACGCAGUGGGACAAUAUUAGACCUGGCCUAGGGUCCUCAAACGGUACUGGAAUUCCAUCCGCUGGAAACACAUUUGGGUCUAGUAAUUUUAAGACAAAGGCUGUUGCACCUCAUCUAUCUUCUGAGUUCUGAGUAAUUUCUCACUAAGAGCAAGAACAAGAAGGGGUAGUGCUAGUGCGUCUCUAAACACAGGCGAAUCAGAAUUUGAUCGGAUUUCCUUGUUGCUAGAAGAAAUAGAAGUUAUUCUUCAUCUAAUUUGUCUGAAGAUAAGUUGCAUUCGUAGAUCAAAUUCACGCACAUUAGCUCUAAGUACAGCUUUCUUGCCUCAGGCGGUUCUCGACGGAGAAGUUCUAGUACCCCCGCUGUUGUGUCUGCGGCACAAGCAAGACGAAUUCGCGCUUCAGGUGUUGGGGCGCCUAGGCCAGCAUAUUUUCCUUCACAUGCUGCGCAGCUAGUGCACUUCAACGGUGGACGCGUUCGAACAGGAGAUCAGAACCCUCCUCCAGCUGUAUCGACAGAACGAUCUGGUACAGGAGUUGUAAAGAACAAUAAGAAGCGCAGUUGUACGAGCUGGGAACCACGUGGUGACGCAGCAUAUUACGAGGAUGCGGCUGCAGAAGUGGGACCAGAACAAGAUUCGGAAGAUUCUGAUAAUGAGGAAAUAGAUUACAGAGAUCUUCCAGUUACGUCUGCUUCGUCACCGACCAAGAGACAGCGACUUAUUGAAGGUUCGCAUGCGGUCCCGCCUCUGCAUGCUGGAAGCAACCGCAAUUACUUUGGAGGGGCGACAGCGUUUAUGGGAAAAAAUAUACAUAGUGUCAUCUUGAUCUUCUUCGUAGAGCUUUUGCUUUGUGGAGUAUCAUGCCGCCUUUGAAUUUGAAGGGGAAGGCCACAUUAACGGCAAGGCGACCUACAGCUACUUGCACGACUUGAUUAAGUAGGUGACAUGAUAAAAAACUACUACUUAAUAUACUUUUACUUUCUCUAACACUUCUGGCUCUCCACGCAGAGGCGAUCGACAACACCAUCAACGCGGACAGUCAAACUCCCCAGGACUCAACAAGAAAAAGAAGGUUACUCCAAAAAUAGGGCAUGAUUUGCCUUUCAUUUCGCACCCACAUGGCGAACGCGAAAUCAUUGACCCUGAAGAUGUUAACAUCGAAGAUGAAAAGGCCUCGUCUGCACUUCGAGAUCGAUUGUAUCACCAGGUUUUGGCUAGACAUCACGCUGGGAGACAACAACAACAGAUUUUGCAGGAUCCGCGCAACGUAUUGCAAACAGGAGAGGAACAAUCACACAAUCAGCCAAACUACUACGCAUCUGGUUCUUCGAGUGGAAGUGCUGCGAAUAGAACUAGAAGUGGUACUAGUAGAGCACAACAGCAACGACGACCACGUAGUCUGUCCACGAGCCGGCCGCGAUCUCGGAGUGCUGAACACGCAUACAGUGGCCAGGUGCGAUUAGAUUUCGAAGGGCAUGAUGACCGAAGAGGAGCUUAUCAAGGGCAAGACGAUGCACUUCAUCAAUAUCAUGAUGAUCUUCAAGACGAUUAUCGAGAACGAGAACUACCCAGUUCCUACGAAGACUUUGCUGCUGAUGCACUUGCACCAAACUAUGAUCUCGAACACCAACGACGAUCCGCGUUGAGGUCUUCAGCGGACGCCUUUAUAACACCCGAGAGAGCAGUAGAGCCACUACGGGACGCGCCAAACACGAAAGAUAGAAGAUACAUUUCCGCAGCCUUUGACGACGACGCAGCGGGAAAACCAACUUUCUGGGGUACGGAUCCUGAACGACCAUCAUCUAAUUACAAUGACUCUAGUACUUGUGCCGGAGGAGGCCCUAGAAUUGUGCGUGUAGGUAAGAACCCUCUGAGAGGGCGUGGUGAGCAACUACACCGACGAUCGAGGGGUGCCUCUGACGCAACAGAAGUGGAGAGAUCGCUUUCACGAAAUAGUAGGGCAGCUUCGAGAGGCCUCCAGAGAAGUCGUGGUCGUCCUAGCCAGAUGGAAAUGGAGCAACUACUGCAGCAGCAAGACAACCAAGCCUUUUCUCAGCACUCCAAUAACAUGCUGCUUCUAGAACAACAACAGGAGCCUGCAGGACUUCUAGAGCCUAGCACUCGAUUGCAUCUUCAACAUCCACUCCCAGCUGCACCAAGCAGACGUGUAUAUGACCGCCACGAUAUUAAUAGCCUUCAUCAACAGCCUACAGGAGGUCCAGUUCGACGUCCAAUUUCUUCUUCCCCUCUAGAGUCAGCGCGCACCAAUCUAGUUGGUUCGCCAGAGUACUUCGCCAAGAAAGGUCGAGCACAACUCCGAGACGAAGCAACGUCGGAACGCGUGCUUUCUGGGCAGCAAGAAAUGAUCGGAGACCCAAGGACUGGGAUGUGCUCACCAAAACGAGGCACUAGUCGUGUGGAGAAUCUUCAUGAGCAAGACUGCAGCGCCCCCACACGUCCUUCAGAGUUGUUCGACCAUGAAGCUGCUCAUCAUCGCUUGUGGAAACUAGGGGAUCACAUGUCACCAAGGGACAAACGUUAUCCGUUACCGAACAGGCAACUGUCGCCUAUAUGGCAGGAGGGCCAAGACCUGAUAGACGAUGUUCAGUGGGCUCGGAGCAACUUUAGACGAGAACAUGCACUAAGACUAAAGGAAAGCAAGGACUUGUCAAGAAGUAGAUCAAUAUCUCGACAGCAUCAAGUAUGGCAACCUUAAAACGUUAUUUUAGCAAAACGUUAAAAGUUGAUUUUUUAAAAUAGCCGACUAGAUUCCUAAGAAGUCAAUUUUUAACGUUUUGCUAAAAUAACGUUUUAAGACUGCCAUAUCAAGGGGAAGAACAAGAGUUCGUCCUGCAGAGAAGUAGAGCAGAUCACGGUAGUGCAAGACUGAGAAGCACCAGUCGUUCGAGAGGACGGAGUGACAGCCAGACUGGGCAGACGAGGAGAGGAAAUAAGACAUCAUCCACAUCUUCUUCCAGAAGGUUUCCAACACAUCCUGCAAUUCUUCCUGCGGAGAUGAAUCGAGGCAGAUCUCCACCAACUUCGGCGCGCACGAUGCGUUGGGAGCAGCGACAAGCAGAAAGAAGAGAGGAAGGAAAGGGUUUUGUUGAAUUAAGGCUAGUAAUUGAGGACAUCGUUACAGUUUCGCAGAUAUUGAAGCAUGGUAGGUUGGUAUGAUUAGAAACUACAAUUAUUGAUCCCCUAAUCAUGAACUAGUUGUAGAAAUUACUGGUCUUUACUUUGUCUUUGACUUUUCUCAUCCUCAGGAUAAAGAUGGAUGAUACGAGGCUAGUGGUUGCGCUUAGCUCUAAUCAAUGCAGAAGUAGUGAAGAUCUCAUCAAAGGGUGUCGGAGUCGGUCAACAGCGCAGUAAAGCCUCAACGACUGAAGAAGAAAACGAAAUACCACUGUUAGGCAACGGAGCUCCUGCAGCGGAUUACAGCUCCUCAUCUUCAUCAGCACGCGAGCAGAGGUUAGACCUUGUUUUUGGUGCUUCCAGUAGUGCGAAUGCGAAUGCACGUCGUCAUUGGCAUCUAGGGAAUGCAACUGCUCCUGCAGCUUCGGUCCGGCAAGAGGUUGCGGCAGCCACAGCGUCAGCAAGUAGAAAUGGGACUAGGGGUCGGGGAGUCAAAAUCAAAAGAUUCGAUGUUGUGACUCAGUGUUGGGUGUGAAGGUUGACGAAGACUAAAAACUUUGAACUCGAGAUUUGUACUUGCUUUUGCUAUAUUUUGCUUUGCUUGUUCUUGUGGUUGUUUCCUUGUACUUCCAUGCUGAUAAACAUCUUGAGAAUACAGAGACAGACUGACACGAUGUUCACGCUAGUGAUGGUUUGGAGAUAAGAAUAAUCCAAGUUUGACCUACUUGCUGUACCUUCCCCAUAUAGUGCAUGAUGUGGAGUUGUCGGGCGCUGGAGCCAGCUACGCUACGCGUCUUGCAAACGAAUGGAUAACGGGCGAAGAUAACGUUGCUGAACAGUUUAAAGAUACAAUUAAUGUCGUGCUGAUACAGGC